CGACAUUAUCAUGAGUAGAAACACUACUUUAUAUUCAAUUCCAAACAUGCUAUAACUAUAAUAGAAACAUUAGCUAUAAGACGCUGUUAAUACACGGACGUGACGGAGUUGUGUUCUCUUUGUGUAAAAAAAACGUGUGUUUAGUGAAUCUGUGGUCAUAUGUUAUCUGUGCAAUGAGAUCCUUGGAUUGUGUGGCCAAUAAGGUGACGGGAAGUACAGAAGUGUUCGCAGUUAAUAUGAAUUCGCAGAGUUCCCUCAAUGUCCAUCAAAAAGAUCCUGAAGCCCAGAACGAGAGCAGCUGUCUCAAGACGAGCAAUAAAUGGCUAUGGAGAUUAGCCAUUGAUAUUCCACUCCUGACACUUGUAUUGGCUCUGGUGGUUCUGUUUGAGUUGGGUGUGCUGCCCCACCACAAGAAUGGUUUCUACUGCAACGACCCGGCUCUCUCACACAAGUUCACCGGCGACUCAGUCUCCAUGCAGUUCCUCGUCUUCACCAUCUUGAUACUUCCUAUGGCCCUUAUCUUCAUCGCAGAGUGCAUCUUACAAAACUCAUUCAGUACAAGAUUAUUUGAAAGUCCAACUAAGACUAUGCUCCACAUAUACCGGAGCUAUAUAUAUGGACUGUUCUUCAACCUUUGUGUCAUAGAGGUUAUGAAGGGCCUCGUUGGAAACCCGAGACCAACCUUCUUCGAUAUCUGCGAGCCCGAUAAGGCGAAGACUUGCAAUGGGUCUGAAUACGUCAGCAGUUACGAAUGCACGUCAACAAGAUUCAGCAAAUGGUUCCAGAGUGACUCCUACCACAGCUUCCCGUCCGGACACACCUCAUUGUCUAUCUACGGCGGACUCUUUAUGGCUUGGUAUCUGCAGAGGCGAGCAUUCGACUGGAAUCACCGCACUUACUGCGUGGUGCCAGUUCUGCAGCUGGUGUGUCUCUCGUAUGCUGCCGCGUCUUCUCUCACGCGUAUCACCGAUCACCGUCAUCACUGGUGGGAUGUCCUCACCGGCGCAGUCAUCGGUGUGCUAUGUGCGGUUCAUGCUGCCCUCGUACUGUGCGAGAACUUCAAAACAAGUCCACAUUUGAAGAACAACUUGAUGACGGAAAGUCAACAGACCGUACAAUCAGUGGUGUAUGAUAACACACAAAUAAAUAUAUCUUAGGUAUACAAGUAGGUUUAUUGAAUAUGUUAUAAUCAUACAAAUUAAAAUAAGAAGGUAAUAGUCGCGUCAAACAUAUCUCAAAGUGACUAUCGACCACGAGUGAGUUAGUAGUGAUUUAGUAUCAAUCAGAAUAGCGGACCCGAGGGUUGCCUACUUUUACUAGAACAAAUAGAGUAUAUCUGAUUUCCAAGGAGAUAAAUAAAGAGUACGGAUUUCUAUUCUAUACUAUCAUUUAUUUUGUAUUUUCAAAAAGGUAUUUUUUGUAUUUUUUGCUGCACAUAUAACAAUUUUUCAUGGUUUUAUAAAAAAUUAAGAAAUAGAAUUUUAAAAUACCCUAAAUGUUAUAGAUUAUAGAGCCUACAUGAUAUAGAGUACAAUAUAUCUAUUUUAGAGUACGUUUGACAACCCUGAGCGGAAGUGAAAGAACGCGUAAAUAUUGUGUAUUCCUUUCAUAAACUGCAAUUUGAUGUUUUUAUUAAUAAAUCAUAUUAUAAGUUGAAUUAACCUUCCACCAUCGACAAGUGCCCCGCGCCGCGGGAUGCCGCCAUCUAUAUGGGCGCCAUCUUGCCGCGCGUGCGGCGUCUAUUUUAGCGCAUUUAUUUUACGUGCAUCAAUUAUAAUUAAGAUGAUAUGACAGAAUAUAUAACAAAACUAUUGAAACAAGCUAUACGAUCAUGCAAAAUAAACUAUCUUAUAAACAAGAUGAGAGUCAGAACUUGUUCAGGGCGUAGUGUGCCAAACGGCACUUCCGAUUUUGGUGUAUAUGAAAGAUCUGGUGCCAAAUGGCACUGGUCGAUUUUGUAUAGAAUGUUUAUUAUUGUUUGGUUUGAGAGUUGUAAUAAAUAAUAAUAAUUUAUUUUUCAAUUUAAUAUUGAUCACUAAUAAUAUACUUAUACCACUGAUAGUUUUAAAUUUACCAAACAGAAUUACUGCAUCGCGAAUAUUUUAUUGUUCAGCAAUAUAUAUUGUUAAAACCAUGUAACUAAACACAGCAAUGUGAAAUCAUCCCGUAAGGAAUUAGCUUUUAUAACAUUUAUAUUGCCUUCUUAUUUAAAUUUUUAUAAUAAUAUUAUAUUGAAAACUGAGAUUAUCGGUAUGGGUCAUGAGUAGAGUAGUGAAACUGUUACAAACGUGCCACAGACUAAAAAAUAAGUUUGAUGACUUGCCAUUCGUUUGAUAUUCAAAACUGCUUCGGAGUGUACUCUUGUACUUUUUAUUACAUAUUCUUUGAUAAUACACUAACGGCCGUUCCCAAUAUUCAGUCUAUCUCUUAUUUGAGAUAAAAAUCGUAACUAUCGUUGACUUUCCUAUUCCAAUAAACUUAUCAACGGUAACUCACCUUAUCCGUGCAGCUUACCAGCGAUAUAAAGUUUGUAUGGAAAUUGCAAUUCACGCGUACAAUAUAAGGCGAUAAGAAUGACUAAUCGGGUAUAUUGGGACAGCUUCAGAUUAUUGACAGCUAAUUACUGACAGUAGAAUAGAUAUUGGGUACGGCCGUAACUAAGGUGAGUAUUCCUGAAGAUGACUCAGUGCGUAAUCUAUCCUUACAUACACAUAUUGUUGUCACAGUCUUCUUAAUUGUGAAUAAAAUAGACAACGAUACAUUUCUUCGUGUAUUGUAUUGAGAUCGUGCCCUCUGGAAUGCGAAGCUAUGAGGCUUUUGAAGAAAUAAGUGGAUCCUUCAAUAAAAGCAAAAACGCGCAUGUGUUAAAAGCAAAAACCUCUUGUGUUUCAAGAGAAUGUAGACGGUGAUCAUUUAACAUCAUGUCCUUGUAAGAUGAUAACCUCUUAUAUCUAGGAACUUAAACAUUACAAAAAACCAAUAAAAAACGUUUGUGUGGGAAAGGUUAUUAUAACAUACCACAGACUGGGAAUGAAGCGGACACCCUCAGGCUCUUUAAUUAUACAUGUUUAUUGUACGAUUUUACGUUGAAAUCAUAAUUAUUAAUUUUUAUCAAAAAAGCAGCCCGCUGAGUUUCUUGCGCCCGUACUUCUCAGGUCCGAGGCAGUUUAUUUUGAAUGGGUGGUUUUUGACGUUCAAUAAGUGAUUUUGAAUCCUAAUUUGAAUUUGACUAAUAAGAAUAAUGGCUUACAUUUUGUUCCAUAGAUAGCACCAACGGUGAGUUAAUUAGAUUUAAGGUUGCGUGGUCAAUUUAAAUAUGCGGUUUUACAUUCGUUUCGUAUAACAUUUUUUUUUUAAUUUUGACCUAACAGGUAUUAUGUAGCGGCGCAGGCACGUAAGCUCUCCUUACGUUGUCCACCUCUUUAAAAAUCUACCUUUCCACUUCAGGCCCAAAAUAAGCAUGGCUUAUUAACGAGUAAUUUUUGUUCCUAUCAGUAUACAUAUAAAGUUUAUAACUAAGUGGGAGGCUCCUUUGCACAGGAUGCCGGCUAGAUUAUGGGUACCACUACGGCGUGGUAAUGUAAACACUGUAAUGCUUACACAUUACUGUGUUUCGGUUUGAAGGGCGCCGUAGCUAGUGAAAUUACUGGGCAAACGAACUUAGCAUCUUAUGUCUCAAGGUGACGAGCGCAGUUGUAGCGCCGCUCAGAAUUUUUGGGGUUUUUCAAGAAUCCUGAGCGGCAAUGCAUUGUAAUGGGCAGAGCGUAUCAAUUACCAUCAGUUGAACGCCCUGCUCGUCUCGUCCCUUAUUUUCAUAAAAAAAAAUAAGUGGUAGAAGUAGCUUUGGCUUUGUCAAUUUCUCUAGUAAUUAUAAAAAUUCCCUCAACUCAAACACACUAAAUUAUUGAGAUUGUUUUUUGCAAAAGCAGACAUUACAUCGGAUAAGUAGGUAAUUAUAAACAAUUUGUUAUUUUAAAGUGAUAGCCUCACUUCUGGGAUAAAUUAUACAAAUUAAAUUUGUAAGUUAUUUGUAAGUUUAGUAAGGAGAUAACCUAAUUCAAAAUGGCGAUUUGUAUUUGCAAGAAUGCUUUUUUUGUUAACUGUUUUACUUACAGCAGUUCUUGUAAUUACAAUAGUUACAGUAGGUAAAGUACACACAUAUUAAAUAUUGACUCACAAAGUAGUUUUAGUUAUAUUUUUUCGACUGCGCCUUCGUUUUUCGAUUGACGUUAAGGCUGGGCUGCACAAACGAACUGAGCAAUAACAAACAUGUUAAAUUACCGGUAAAACAAAAAUGUGUUAACUGUUAACCGUAACCAUCCCAUCUUUGCCGGUUCAAAGCUAUUGUUAACGCUAAAUAGAUACCUGAUGUGUUAGAUACAUUCCAUAUUGACUAGAUAUUUUACUUUUUAUCUUUAACUUUAACUAUGCCAAGGAAUACGAUGGGGCAACACAUUCCGCAGCCAAUGUUAAAGUCAGCGUUUCUGUUAACGUUAAAUGUGACUUAACCUUAUAACCCAGCCUAAGAUAUUGUGCUAUACUGUCUUCUGCGAUAGUCAAUGAAAUGCUUGACGUACGAUAUGUACCACAUAGUUAUUGAUAUCAAAGGAAACUCUAGGUCUCUGUAGAUCUAUAGGUCUGUCUGUUAUAUCUAGCGAUACGUUUCAUAGUAUGUAAAGGCUGUAAAUAUAGAAGUAUUUUAAUUUGAAUAUAUAGUUCAACUUUUCUAUAUUAAAUUAAGAAGAUAUGUUAUAGCGCACAGAAAUCUUUAUUAGAUUUCUAGCAAUUUUAUAUACACACACGCAUGCUGUUCAAUCUAACUCACAGAAAUGAUAAGGAGGUUUCAGACAACAUGCAUUAAAGGGUGUGUUCCGAUAUGCACUGCGAGCACUGCACAGUGCUAUGACUGUAGAAAAAUUCGUUCCGUUAUGGACUACUAGUUUACUACCGCAGUACCAUAGGGAAAUAUAUGACGUCAUAAAUCGCCGCCAUAUUCUACGGUGAGCACUGGCGUUUUCGAGGUAAGGUACUCGCAGUACUUUUAUCACGUGAUCAGUCAAAACCACUCGAGUGCCUAACUUUUACGCCUAAUAUUUGUAGUUUGACAGUACUCCAACAACAGUUUUUUUAAUGAACUAGAAAACUUUAAUACACUCAUUUGAACGUUGCGUUAAAAAAAUGCGGCUGAUAGUAUACGGGAUUGCGUUCCGUUUUAAACAGUAACCAGUAUAACUGGCUAUAAAGGAACGGCUUCACAGUAUGCUAAAUUGACGUCACACUGUACAGUGGUCGCAGUGCAAUCGGAACAUAGCCAAAGUAUUCUAUUAUAAUUGUUGCUCUAUAAGGAGAUAUCUUUGACUGCUACUUAAUAAUUAUGCAUUAUGAUUAGAUAGAUACAGAUGUAAGUUGUUAAAUCAUAAAUGCUUUUAAAGAGAGAUUAAAUAUAAUUCUAAGAACCUGUAGUUAAGAAUUGUAUAUAAAAUAUGUUGUUUUAUACAUUACUGUGUAUAAUAUUGUAAAUAAAUGAUUUGUUAUACA
Leptidea sinapis is the source of this 5538-nucleotide messenger RNA. Its product is annotated as putative phosphatidate phosphatase. Bases 174 to 1157 code for a protein of 327 amino acids. Gene Ontology annotation, molecular function: phosphatidate phosphatase activity. The record is from RefSeq and is a predicted model, not a curated record. Gene Ontology annotation, biological process: phospholipid metabolic process; signal transduction; phospholipid dephosphorylation. The transcript is spliced from 7 exons. Lineage: Eukaryota; Metazoa; Arthropoda; Insecta; Lepidoptera; Pieridae.